Priceomyces carsonii is the source of this 1815-nucleotide messenger RNA. RefSeq lists its product as uncharacterized. The coding region runs from base 1 to 1815 and encodes 604 amino acids. The transcript has a single exon. The record is from RefSeq and is a predicted model, not a curated record. Lineage: Eukaryota; Fungi; Ascomycota; Pichiomycetes; Serinales; Debaryomycetaceae.
AUGGAACUUCAAGGUGAUACUUAUAAUAUUCCUCAAGAGGACUUUUUUGAAGUAAUCAUAGUCGGCGGGGGAACCUGUGGUCUAGCUAUUGCAACAAGAUUGUGCGAAAAAUUAGCAGGUGCAAUCUACACUGAGGACGAACAUCAAAGAUUCCACUGGCUCAAAGGUAGGCAAAACAGGGUGAAUUUAAUAAACAAAAACAUUUCUUCUAAUAGGAGUUUUCAAUCUCCCGACAAAAGAAGGACAUAUUCACUGUCCAAAACGUUCUUGCCAGAAGAUAUCUUAGUUAUCGAUAAAGUUUCGAAUAGAUUCAUGGGCCAAUGGGACAACCAAUUUUCAAGUUGUCAAAUCCCCUUCCUAAGAUCGCCAAUGUUCUUUCAUCCUGAUCCUGCCAAUGUAGAUGGGUUGGUAUCCUUUGCUCAUGAAAAGGGAAAAGAAGGACCUGAAUUCUUAAGGGAAAUCGAUAAUGUUGUUGGUAAGGAAUACUCUAAACACCAAAUGAAAAAGAGAAGAUCCAAACGAAAAGGCUUAAGUAAAGUUCCAGUUCCUUCAAAUGGUAAUACACACGAUAAAGAAGGUCUCAUAGAUAUUAAUAUGCGUGACUGGAAGGAUUACUACAGGCCGUCGACUAGUCUUUUCAAAAGUUUUUGCGUUGAUCUUAUUGAGAAGUAUAACUUAAACCUGAGAAUACAAAAAGGGGAAGUUAUUGAAAUGUCAUAUCGCAACAUUAAUGUUAUAGGAACUGAACAAUCUGGAACCGGGUUUAUUAUCAAAACGUCGUCAGGGAAAAUUUAUGGUUGCAAAAUUUGUAUCGCCGCGCAUGGUCACGAAGGCGAAAUAAACUAUCCAGCUCAUUUCGGAGAUCCUCGUUUUCCCGAAGGGAGUUGUCACACAACCCACAUAUUCUCCCGGGAAGUUAAUUUUCCAAAUGAAAGACUCCUUCUGAAAGUGAAGAUAAAAGAGCCCACCAACUUGGUAAUUGUCGGUGGUGGUUUAACUUCAGCACAACUCGUUGAUGUUGCAAUAAAAUCUGGAGUCCAACAAGUCUAUUUAAUCUUACGAGGACCCUUGAAGAUUAAACAUUUCGAUUUUCAUCUUGAUUGGGUUACCAAAUACAAGAAUGUCAAAAAAUCUGCCUUCUAUAUCAGGGAAUCUGAUGAAGAAAGGUUUGAAAUGAUUCAAAAUGCGAGGCAAGGGGGAUCAGUUAAUCCUGAAUACUACAACAUCUUGAAGUCUUAUGUGAAAAAAGGAAGAUUGAAAAUAUUUGACCAUACCCUGAUUGAAACACAAAAUUGGGAUGAUAAUAACAAAGUAUGGCAUUUGGGCCUCCGUACCAAUGUAAAAAGCAAAUGGAAUCCUGAACCGGUGAGAAAUUAUUACGAGUUAUCAAGCAUGGAUUACAUAGUUUACGCUACAGGUAUUAAAGCAAACAUUGAAUGUUUACCACUCUUCAAAAAUAUUCUUAAGGAGUAUGAAAUUCCUAUAGUCGAGGGUUUCCCAUGCUUAACUGACAACCUACAAUGGAAUAAUGUCAUUCCUUUAUACAUCUUGGGAAAGUAUGCGUCUUUGAAAAUAGGACCAUCCUCCGCCAACUUAGAUGGAGCAAGACUUGGCGCAGAAAGAAUUGGUUGGCUUUUGCAAGAAUUGAAAUCACAAGGAAAGUUUAUUUGGGAGCCUAAAGCAUUCGAGUGCACGGAUGAUGUUUCGCACAUAAAAGCAUGUAAGAAUAAGUCGGACCCUUUAUCAGCUUUUGAGACAAGGCUCCGUCUAGCAACCGGCGAAAUAGGCUGGUUCUCCUUACUUCUGGAAAAAUAG